AUGAGAGAUACAAAUCGAUACACCAGAUACCUGGAUCUUAAGGUAUCCUUUGUAAUCAUCCGAGAAAAAUAUAAAAAUAAAUGCGUGAUACAACGAAAACAGCCACAAAAUGAUCCAGAAACAGCCCGACCGAAAGAAAACAAAGAUUGCAAAAUCAAAAACGAUUGGAAAUCGGAACUGAACUCAGCUAAAAAGGUUAUCCCAGAACAAACGAACGAGCCGCAGGAUCGCCCACGCCCAUGCCACGCUAAGUCAUGCAACACGGUUCCUUCAGCAGGAACGGUGCAUCCAACUGCGACAAGAUGGGCCAGGAUCGAAUGA
Molecule: messenger RNA, 321 nt
Organism: Histoplasma capsulatum G186AR
Lineage: Eukaryota; Fungi; Ascomycota; Eurotiomycetes; Onygenales; Ajellomycetaceae
Exons: 2
Coding region: 1-321 (106 amino acids)
Source: RefSeq, a predicted model, not a curated record